Messenger RNA from Astyanax mexicanus (Mexican tetra), 2036 nucleotides. Its product is annotated as trafficking protein particle complex subunit 5. Gene Ontology annotation, biological process: endoplasmic reticulum to Golgi vesicle-mediated transport. Gene Ontology annotation, cellular component: TRAPPII protein complex; TRAPPI protein complex; TRAPPIII protein complex. The transcript is spliced from 4 exons. Lineage: Eukaryota; Metazoa; Chordata; Actinopteri; Characiformes; Acestrorhamphidae. The record is from RefSeq and is a predicted model, not a curated record. Bases 214 to 780 code for a protein of 188 amino acids.
CGCUAAGUAGCAAAAAACGAUGGGUAGCACAACUCGACAGAACACCGGCAGAAGUGUUUGGUGCAUCCCUGUCUGUAGGGAGUUUAUAAUAAGUGGCAGUAAUGCACCGAGUAUAGGAGAGUUAGCUGCCAUUAAACCGCCUGAAGAAGAUGGUCCAGGUCUGAUCUGCGCUAAUCCAGAGGAAGAAUUCUGUAAACAGGAGCUGUGACCAACAUGGACGUCAGCUUUACCAAUGGGAGGUCGGCCAUCCUGGAACGCCCCCUUUCCCGACCCAAGACCGAGGUCAGCCCGAGUGCCUUUGCCUAUCUCUUCUCUGAAAUGGUUCAGUACUGCCAGAGUCGUGUGUACUCUGUGUCCGAGCUGCAGGCACGCCUGGCCGACAUGGGCCAGAGAGUGGGGGCCAGCCUGCUGGACGUCCUGGUGCUGCGGGAGAAGAACGGAAAAAGGGAGACCAAAGUGCUGAACAUCCUGCUUUUCAUAAAGGUGUCUGUCUGGAAGUCUCUGUUCGGUAAGGAGGCAGACAAGCUGGAACAGGCGAACGACGAUGACAAAACCUAUUACAUCAUUGAGAAAGAGCCGCUGGUCAACACCUUCAUAUCCGUACCCAAAGAGAACAGCACGCUGAACUGCGCCUCCUUCACCGCCGGGAUGGUGGAGGCCAUCCUCACCCACAGCGGCUUCCCGGCCAAAGUCACCGCGCACUGGCACAAAGGAACCACGCUGAUGAUCAAGUUUGAUGAAGCGGUCAUCGCCAGAGACAAACAGCUGGACAGCAGAUAGAAACUGGGACACAGCUGCAGGCUGAAGGAGAGACAGUGGCACAGCUGAAAAAAAUACACUGAUGAGGCCAGUUCAUACUUCUGUGUGGAACCUGCACUGUAAAAUGAUGCUCAUCCCUCCUGAAAUGUUUUACUAUGCAACACGGACAGCAGCAGCAGCUGUGAUUGGUCCGUCAAGCCUCGUGUUCCCGCCCACACGUUCUUGCCUUUACAGUCCACAGCAGCACAUGGCAUUAUUGGUAUACUGCAGUGUAGGUUCAACCUAGAAGUAUAAAUUGGCCUUUAGUUCAAACGAUGUGCCAUGCACUGAUGAUCAGCAGCUGUUUUUGAUUUGUUUAUCCUGGCUGUUCACUUAAAGCAGGAAAAAUUACAACAUAUAAGUGACUUUCCAACAAGACAAGAUGCCUCAUAGUUUCAGCACAAGACCACAUGUUUUUACAUCGUGCCUGAAUUUCAAUUUAGCGGCUUAUAUUCUUCUUUUUCCUUGUUUUAUUUUCCACCCUGUUACCCAUGAAAGAAAAACAGGAAUACUAAUUUGGUUCUAGAACGAAAAACGUCCUAAAUAAUAUUACACAAUUUUUUUUAAACCUUUACUGAUCUUUACUCUAUGGACACAGUUAGUAUUGGGAUGCUUGCUCAUACAUUGUUUAUUCUAAAAUUAAGGGUAUUAAAAAGAGUUUUUUCUUCUCUCUAUUAUCCAGGGAAAGUAUAUGCUACAUAGAAGGUUGCUGUGAGAAUUUGACAGCAGAAUGUGACGAGCAUAACAUAUUAUUAGUGCAUUAGUGAGUUCUAAAGAACUGGACAGCGCUCCCUUAUUCCAGAGAACACAGUUGCUCUGCUCCACAGCUCAAUACUGGUGGGUUUAAUACCCCUCUAGCCCACACCUGGUAUAAGGCCCGGUGCCCGUAGUCCUAUUCUGUUGACAAUACUUCUUUACUACAGGGACUAGACAAGCUGUGUGCAUGUGCACAUAUGUGUCAGCAAUAGGUACAGCUUAAAGUAGCUGAAUGCAUUAAUCAUAAGGGGUGUCCACAAACAUUUGUAUGUAUGUUGAAUGCAUAUAAACAAAAAAAUAUCCUGAUGAAUUCUGAUAUGUUGUUAAAUAAUUGACUGUGAAUUGUCUGAUUGCACACACACAACAAAAUGAAAUCUCAGGGAAUAGAAUAAUCAUCUGGAUGUAGUUUAUAAUUGUCUGAGUUUAAAAGGAUUUGGGUCUGUGGUUUUAAAUAACAAUAAAUAAAAAUGGUUUUGAUUUUA